Messenger RNA from Paramecium pentaurelia, 2356 nucleotides. NCBI's taxonomy places the organism in Eukaryota, Ciliophora, Oligohymenophorea, Peniculida, Parameciidae. The record is from the annotation of a GenBank genome assembly.
AAUGUCUGAUUUGGCUGACAAGAUAGUUGUAGUUAUCAGAAAAAGACCAUUAGGAAAAAAGGAGCUAGCAAAAAAGGAUGAAGAUAUUGUGGAUGUUAAUAGUGAUUAAAGUGUAAUUGUUAGAGAAGUGAAGUAAUACACAAUUGUAAACAUAGACAAAAGGUAGAUCUUACAAAAUAUGUUGAAGAACAUAUGUUUAACUUUGAUUUGGCAUUUGAUCAGAAUGCCUCAAAUUAAUAAGUUUAUUUGAAUGCAGUUCGACCAAUUAUAGAGGCAGCCUUUAAUAAGGCUCGUGUCACUUGUUUUGCUUAUGGUCAAACAGGAAGUGGUAAAACACAUACUAUGUUGGGUGAUGUUGAAAAAUAAAUACCUGGAAUGUAUAUUUUAGCUGCUAAUGACAUAUUUUAACUGCUAUAAUAAGUAAAUUGAUUGCAAUAAUAUUAUUAGCCUGAAUUUCAGCAUUUGAUUGUAGGAGUAUCCUUUUUUGAAAUAUAUUGUGGCAAAUUAUUUGAUCUUUUAAAUUAGAGAGGGUAAAUCUAAAUCAGAGAAGAUGCAAAGGGAAAUGUCAAUUUAAUCAAUCUAAUGGAAAAGAAAGUGAAUUCAGUCUAAUCCCUUAUGUAAAUCAUUACUUAGGGUUAAUCUGUUAGAGUGACAGGUUAAUUUAUUUUAUUAUUUUUCUUAGCUUAAAAUGGAGCCAAUAAUGAAUCAUCAAGAUCUCAUGCUAUUUUAUAAAUCAAUUUAAGAGCAGGAAAAAAUGUUUUUGGCAAGUUGUCAUUCAUUGAUUUAGCAGGAAGUGAAAGAGGAGCUGAUGUUUAAGAUUCAAAUAAACAAACUAGAAUAGAUGGUGCUGAAAUUAAUAAGUCUCUUUUAGCUUUAAAAGAAUGCAUAAGAGCAUUAGAUUUAAAUAAAAAUCACACUCCUUUUAGAGGAUCAAAACUUACAUUAGUAAUUCUAAUUAAAGUAUUCUUAGGUUUUAAAGGAUAGUUUAACAGGUAAUUGUAAAACAGUAAUGAUUGGAAACAUUUCUCCUAGUUCAUCAAGUAGUGAACAUACUUUGAAUACAUUGAGAUAUGCUGAUAGAGUUAAGGAACUUAAGAAACCCUAAGAUAAAUAAUUUUAGGGUGAUUAUAUUUAAAGGGAAUUAAUGUUGGCUAGACAAAAUAGUAAUAAUAUAUUUUAUUAUUAAAAUAGCAAAGGUUGUUAGAAAAGCAUAUAAGAAUCCAGAUGAUGAGGAUGAUGAAGAUAUAUCAUGUAAUUCAAUGAGUAAUUCAUUGUUCCCAUAAUAAUAACAGUAAUUUAUGUUUUAAUAAUAACCAUAAUAAUCAAUAUAAUAGUAAUAAUAACAGAUUAUGAUGUAACAAUAAUAUUAAUCAAAUUAAUAUAUCUAUUAAUAAUAAUUAUAAUAACAAUAAUAACAAUAAUAAUUUAUUCCUUAAUAAUAAUAGCAACCUUAAUAAUAAUAAUAAUAGAAUCCACCUAAAUUAUCUUAAAUACCUAAAAAUUCUUCAUAAUAAAAUUCGAAUAAUAAUCUUCUUAAUAGAUUUAAUUUAGGUUCCUUACCUACGAUUAAUGGAGGUAGUUCUUCUAAUAUAAUGCCCAAUAAUUCCAAAUAAUAUACAUAAUAAACAUUCUUAUAAUAAUAAUCUUCAUGUAAUUCAAUAAUGACAGAAGUUCCUUAAUAAUAACCUUAAUUAUUUCAGCAAUAACCAUUUUAAUAAAAUAAAACACCCUUGUUCCCAUAAUAAUAACAUCAAUAAUUUUGUUAGAAUAAUAAUAAUCUUUUCUAAGAAAAUGGAUAUGAUUAAGGAUAUUAAUAAUAGCAAUCAAAUUAAUAAGCAUUAGAUGUUAGAUAAGAUUCUAUGGUUGAAGAAGAAUUAUGCAUAAACAAUCCAAACUAUUUUAGUGUUACAGGAAGGUAUUCUUAAGAAUCCCAAUCCUCAAGACAAAGUUCCACAAGACCCUUAUAAGAAAUUAAUAAUUAUGAAGGGUCUAAGUACUUUAAUAAUAGACCAUUCACAAAUAAUGAUUAUCAAUAUUAGUAACACAUUUUGAAUGAGCAUAAAUAAACUAUUGAUAAAAUAGUUGAAAUCACUAAAGAUGUAUUGAUUUGAUUAUACCAAAGGAAAUGAUUAAUUUGUAAUAAGUCUAAUCUCCUUAAGAUAUGUCACAAUAUGUCUCUAAAGUGAUGUUCUAACUAUAAAACAAAAUGGACUUGAUUGCCAAUUUACAUUAAAAGAUGAAGCAAUAUCAGAAGGAUUUUGAAACAAGAGGAAUGCCAUUCUAACCAAAUUCCCAUACUUUUAGUUUAUUUUAAUAAGAUGAUAAUUUACUUAACAUAGAUGAUAAUGUGCUUUGA